Messenger RNA from Seminavis robusta, 2673 nucleotides. The record is from the annotation of a GenBank genome assembly. NCBI's taxonomy places the organism in Eukaryota, Bacillariophyta, Bacillariophyceae, Naviculales, Naviculaceae.
AUGACGAAUCUAUCGUUGGAGGAAGAAACUCAACAGCGGCAGGUGAGAUCAGAGGACGACGACGAAGAGGGAGCGCUGCCGGUUCUACCUCCGCAACGGUCUGUCUCGCCUCCACACUCGUUAGACGUUCCGAGUGGCGACGAGACGUCGAGGAUCACGGAUCUACAAUGCAUCGAGUACAAUACUAGUAAUGCCAAUGGCAAUUUAUUAUAUCCUUCCGAGGUGGAUGUGGACGAUCUAAUAGAACACAUGAUGGCGAACAUCAAUAACCCACAACAAGAAGCCAAUGACAAUGGCAAUCCAAGCAGUAGUAACAGCGGACAUGAUGAUCCGGCCAAUCCGUCUACCUCUUCCUCAUCCACCACCAGCUGUGUUCCUGAUCAGACCAGCGACGCCGACAAGGCCACAGAAAUUGCCAGACAAGAUUGGCAAGACAAAUUUGGAGCCACAACUACAACAUCCAGCGACACUGGCACUACUGUACUAAUAUCGCACAGUAACACCACCAUGGAGAUGUCAUCCUCCAAAGAAGAAGUGGCUUUACAUGUAGUAGACAUACCGGACUCUUUCAAGGACCUGAACAGCGCCAUGCUUCUGCCAGACACCAACAAUGACGGCAACAACAAUGACGAAGCGCUAGUACCACCGGGUGCAGUGGCCGUCACGGGAAGUUACACCGCGCGACAACUCUAUCCCGUACAGACCAUCUCGCAACCGACCAGCGACAACCAUCCAAAUGUGGAAACAACUCCACCACCCCAAGUCGAGACGCUGUUGGAGGCCACACUGGUAGAGCAUGACAAUCAUCAUCAUACAAACACAAAACUGGUCGAAGCAGAAGCACUCGUGUGUGGACAGUUCUCCAAGAAACAGUUAUGGUAUUUGAGUUCUGGUCUACUCGUCUGUCUCCUACUUGUAUCCGCCGUCGUUGUGGCAGUAACCAUGACGGUCACCACAGGAACAAACGAGAAGGACAACAUCAACAGCCAUCCGUCCUCCCUUGCACCGACACCAACUCCACGUCCCACUCUGGAACUGAUCCGAGAGCGUGGUGUCUUGCGGUGUGGAAUCUGGAAGGAAUCACUCGAUUUUUUCAAUCUCGUUGGAGCAUACGACCAGCCAGAAGAUCAAGUGGAUCAAGUCCUCUGUCGGGCAUAUGCCGCCGCAAUACUGGGGAAUGCCAGUCGCCAUGAAAUUGUCUUGACAUCACAAGAAGCUAAUCUACAACUAUUGCAAAAUGGCACCAUUGAUCUAUUGCUCAGUCAUGUCGAGACGGGAAUGCAAGCCGAUGUCUGGGAGAGUGCGAACAAUGUCAAUGCUGGCUUUACGUUUAGUGUCCCGUACGUGUACACGGAUCUGGUCUACGGAGGCCUACCCGAAUACGUGGCAUGCGCCGAUGACAAUAUGAAUGCCAGAGGCAAUUGCAGUGGACUAUCCAUUUGUACCAAUGACAAGACGGCCUACUUUGAAGCCAUUGCCAGCAAACUACCAGAAAGUCACUUGGUGAAACUCAAUGAUACGCUCGGUAUUGUAUUUGGCUUUGUCGGGGGGCGGUGCAAUGUUUUGCCUUCAGAAAACAGCGGUAUCAUGGAGUGGGGUUUGGGCCUCUUGGGUUAUAAAGGCGAGUAUGUACGAGGCACAGUGCCCUUUGCAAAAGAUGUCGUCACGGUGGCGACACGAGAUGACGACGCAGAGUUCUCCGACUUUGUAAACAUCAUCUUGAUGGGCCUCUUUGCGGCAGAACAAGCCAACAUUACCCGAGACGAUGAUGAUUCAAUGGCACUAGUACAAUCUGCAAGGGUGUUGGGCAACGAGUUGGCCCAUGCCGUGCGUGCGGUAGGCAGCUACAGAGACGUCUACGAGCAAGGAGUUUCUCCCAUUAUGAAACGAGAAGUUUGGAACCUCAUCAAUAACGGCACCACAGGUCUACUCUAUGCGUUACCAUUUGGAAAACUGAGCAACGACGGUCCCGGUCCAACCCCAGGAGGUACCUUGGAUCGGAUUUGGAAACGACCCGAUCGAAAGCUCCACUGCGGCAUUCGGCUGGGUAGGGAAGGCUUUGCAGACCUGGAUGAUGCAGGAGUUUCGGUUGGAAUGGAUGUGGACUUUUGCACGGCUCUGGCGGCAAGCGCUAUAGAGGGAGAGGCCCAGUCCAUUGAGUUUGUAGAAGUCAUGGAUGAAGCUGAUGGAUACCAGAAACUGCAGAGGGGAGAAGUGGAUGUUCUGGCUGGGUUCGAGUGGAAUAUCGUGAACGACUACAGUGAACAGACCACUGGGGAAGGCUACGCCUUUUCUCAGCCAUACUUCUAUAAUCCAGUGGCAGACCGGGCCAGUUUCAAUUCAAGCGUCUUUUUGGAAGACGGUGACAAUCGCUGUCUUGUUACGAAGCAAGACGAUCCUCAGUUUGCAUCGUUUGUUUUUUGGGUCGUUGAAGCUAUCAUCUACGCCGAAGAGCAGGGGAUAACCCAAGCAACCGCCAAUGACAUGGUAGAUGUGAACCUUUAUGGUGAGAAUUUUUCCAAAAUGUUCAGAGAUGCCAUCUAUUUUGCAGGCAGCUAUGGGGAAAUCUUCGACCGGAACCUUGGCAACUUGUUUCUUGAACGAGGGCGCAAUGCGAUCAACCUUGUCAAAGCACCCGGCCCUCAAAUCUAUGUGCCACCUGGAUACUUUUGA